CCAAAUUACCAUUUGCCCUGGAGUAGCCCUUUAUUCAGGAGGAACUUUAUAAACAUCAAGAGACUAUUUUUCCAAAACCCGUUUUAAAAAAAAUCCCAGGCACAAUAAAAGCACAUUGUGCUCUUCAAUGUUUGCUUUGAAGAAGUGUUUUUCCACUGGUGUUUUGACUGAAGGGUUUUGUUGCUUCCUUCAUUUCUCCUAGCGGUUCUUGGCGAUGGAGCCCACAUACCGACUUUUCACCCUUUACUCGCUCUCGUGGAUAAGACUUCAUUGCCCUUGGGAGUUGGCCAAGCAACCAAAUAGCUUCUGUCUUCAGUGUCUCAAAAUCCUCGAGGCGGUGCAAGCUGCAUUUUUCCAGGACCAGGACAGGAUGCCAAAGUGAUGAUGUCACGGCCCCGGCAGCCAGCCCCUCCGUUUCCUGUUUCUUUCCUCCUGACAGACUCAUGAAUCAUAUCAGCUUUAUCAUUUGACUCCGAGCUCAUUUCCCUGUUCCACAAACGUUGGAGUUUGAGGAGGUGGGAGCCAAGUGUAAUCAAAACACGAAGUCCCAAGUUGCUUUUUCCUUGCAAAACUGGAACACAUGUUCUCCCGUCUUGAAAGAAAGCACAGCAUCUGGCUUCAUUUCGAGUUUUCCAGCCGAGCACUCCGCUCCCUGGGUCAGACGGUGGUGAUCUCAUCUGCAAAGCUGGCUGUUCACCGUGCCCACACUGUGCCGGAGGCAGGCAAGGUCCCGGGCAAGGUGACAGUGAGGCCCUUGUGCGUGCCCAGCAUUGGCGCUUGGGGCCGGGGGGUGUGUACGAUGGGGAAGGUCUUCACAAAAGUAAAUCUGGGAGUGUAAUAUACUCAGGUACUCAGCUCCCUGGAAGGUGCUAACCUCCUUACAGAUCAUUCAUCAUAUAGUGCUGAAUUUAUUUAGCAGAUACUGUGUGAACCGCAGGCUCAGCUCUCAGGGUUUUACUUCAAUCCGUUUCAUCUUCAUACAUAACCCUACAAGGUGGAUUCAGCUGUGGUUGACAAAUUGCAGAGGAGGAAACGGAGGAACUGAGAGGGAGGGGAUCCUACCACUCCCCCACCCCCAGAACCUGGAGUUUGGAGUUCUGGAUAACAGGCACAAGGAGGAAUUACACAAACAAAUAAGUUUUACGCGCCCUUCAUCCAUGCCUUGUCAUUGACUUAGAACGCAUGCGCUAGCCCGGAAACUCCCCGGCGUCGGACAGAAACUGGAAGCGGGAGUGGGCGCGGCGAGCUGCCACCAUGGCGCAGUACAAGGGCACCAUGCGGGAGGCCGGCCGGGCCAUGCACCUGAUCAAGAAGCGGGAAAAGCAGAAGGAGCAGAUGGAGGUGCUGAGGCAGCGGAUCGCCGAGGAGACCAUGGUUAAGUCGAAGGUGGACAAGAAGUUCUCGGCUCAUUACGACGCCGUGGAGGCCGAGCUGAAGUCGAGCACGGUGGGCCUGGUGACCCUCAACGACAUGAAGGCCAGGCAGGAGGCCCUGCUCAAGGAGCGGGAGAUGCAGCUGGCCAAGAGGGAGCAGCUGGAGGCGCGGCGCCUGCAGCUGGAGACCCUGCGGGAGAAAGAGCGCAAGCGGGAGCAGAAGCGCAAGAUCUGCAGUCUGUCCUUCGCGCUCGAGGAAAGCGAGGAGGGCGCCGCGGAGGCGGAGGCGGUGGCGGCGGGGUCUGGGGAGCGGCCCUCUUCGGCGGGGCUGAGCAAGAAGAAGAAGAACCUGGGGAAGAAUCCAGACGUAGACACGAGCUUCCUGCCUGACCGCGACCGCGAGGAGGAGGAGAACCGGCUGCGGGAGCAGCUGCGGCAGGAGUGGGAGGCCAAGCGCGAGAAGGUGAAACGCGAGGAGAUGGAGGUCACGUUCAGCUACUGGGACGGCUCGGGGCACCGGCGGACCGUGCGCAUCCACAAGGGCGGCACCGUGCAGCAGUUCCUGAAGAUGGCCCUGCAGGGGCUGCGCAAGGACUUCCGCGAGCUGCGGUCAGCCGGCGUGGAGCAGCUCAUGUACGUCAAGGAGGACCUGAUCCUGCCCCACUACCACACCUUCUACGACUUCAUUGUCACCAAGGCCCGGGGCAAGAGCGGGCCGCUCUUCAACUUCGACGUGCACGACGACGUGCGGCUGCUGAGCGACGCCACCGUGGAGAAGGAUGAGUCGCACGCAGGCAAGGUGGUGCUUCGAAGCUGGUACGAAAAGAACAAGCACAUCUUCCCCGCCAGCCGCUGGGAGCCCUACGACCCCGAGAAGAAGUGGGAUAAGUACACUAUCCGAUGACCCCUUGGCCACGCCCCUGAGGCUCCCUGUCGCGCCCCACCUCCGCCUUGCCUGCAGAUAGAGCCUUAGGGGCCCCUGGUGGCUUCCUGCCCACGCCCGGGGCAGCGACAGCCAGCAGAGGAAACGGAUUUCUGUGUGCUGGAACUUCCAACUUAAUUUGGUGACCACUUCUUUCCCAAAAUGUAAUAAAGAACUGGGGGUUCUUGUAA
Hyaena hyaena (striped hyena) is the source of this 2486-nucleotide messenger RNA. It is a transcript of the gene FAM50B, whose product is annotated as family with sequence similarity 50 member B. The transcript has 3 exons. The record is from RefSeq and is a predicted model, not a curated record. Bases 1255 to 2277 code for a protein of 340 amino acids. Gene Ontology annotation, cellular component: nucleus. NCBI's taxonomy places the organism in Eukaryota, Metazoa, Chordata, Mammalia, Carnivora, Hyaenidae. Gene Ontology annotation, biological process: chromatin organization.